Messenger RNA from Podarcis raffonei (Aeolian wall lizard), 897 nucleotides. RefSeq names its product RING finger protein 39-like. Bases 32 to 412 code for a protein of 126 amino acids. The transcript is spliced from 3 exons. Lineage: Eukaryota; Metazoa; Chordata; Lepidosauria; Squamata; Lacertidae. The record is from RefSeq and is a predicted model, not a curated record.
GAACACACAGACAGAGACGCACACACACAGCAUGGAAGGGAAAGGGCUAGUGGCUCAGCUGCAGAAGGCAGCUAUCUGCCCCGCCUGCAGGGGGCACUUCAAGGACCCGGUGAUUUUGGACUGCGAUCACAGCUACUGCCGGGCCUGCAUCACCCGCUACUGGGAAGAGGCAGCUGCGACUGGGAAGGGCCCCAGGGUACUCUCUUGCCCCCAGUGCAAGGCAGUUUUUGAGAGGAAGAACCUGCGGACCAACGUCAAGCUGGCGGUGGAGGUCAAGAUCACCCAGCAUCUCAACGCCAAGACGGCUCACGUGCCCCUCGCACCCAAGCCCAGGAGGCGCCGUGGGGGGUGGAUUCCUGCAACUGGCAUCCAGGAGGAAAAGGAAGUCAUCAGAGAAGUCUGCAGAUGCUAAUGUGGUUUGGAUGCUCCCAGACACCCAUAUUCACCUGAACCUGCAGAACAACCUACCUGGAGCCUCUCAAAGUGGCAAUCCCUGCUUCCCAAGAUUUGAAGACCCUCAACAAGAUGGCCAAACAAGCCAUCUCCAAAUGGCUCAGGCUACGGCAUGGGGGCAGCUAAAUUUGGGGAAGGCUUCUGGUGGUGGAGAAACUGAGAUUUCAGCCAAGCAUGAAGCUCUGGAUUUACAAAUGGACCUGCAAGAGUUAGGGAGACUCUCGUGCUGCAGGACUUAAGUUAUUUUCUAGAGAGAGAUAUCAAGCUGUCUCAGAAGCUACAAAAUGCAUUGGCUUGGUGAGGGGGGCGGGUGGGGAAAGUGCUCCAUACAUGGCAGGACCCCCUUUACUUUUUUAGGGUUUAGAGUUCGGAAUCAGAUUUCAGGCUUCUGUCAUCCCCUGGUUCAGAUUAAGCCCUGCUCCAUAAUUGAGCAGAACAGAUUUU